GUCCUUACAGGAAUUAGGCAGGAGGUAAAAAGGAUUUGUGAGAGUGAGGACAGACAGUCUGUGACUCAGGAGUGGCUGCACCAUGAGUGUCUCUGCUCUGAGCCCCGUCAGAUUCGCAGGCAGCAUCUCUGGCUUCCUGCAGGUGGCCUCCGUGCUUGGCUUGCUCCUGCUGCUGCUGCAAGCAGUCCAGUUCUACCUGCGCAGACAAUGGCUACUCAAGGCUUUCCAGCAGUUCCCAACCCCACCCUUUCACUGGUUCUUCGGGCACAAGCAGUUCCAAAGUGACCAGGAGCUAUCGCAGAUUAUGAAGUGUGUGGAGAACUUUCCAAGUGGCUUCCCUCGCUGGUUUUGGGGGAGCAAAGCUUACUUUACUGUCUACGACCCUGACUACAUGAAGGUGAUUCUGGGGCGAUCAGAUCCAAAGGCUAAUGGUGCCUACAGAUUGCUGGCUCCUUGGAUUGGCUAUGGUUUGCUCUUGCUAAAUGGACAGCCAUGGUUCCAGCACCGGCGGAUGCUAACCCCAGCCUUCCACUAUGACAUUCUGAAGCCCUAUGUGAAGACCAUGGCUGAUUCUGUCCGGUUGAUGCUGGACAAAUGGGAACAACUGGCUGGUCAGAACUUCUCUAUAGAGAUCUUUCAACCCAUCUCCUUGAUGACCCUAGACACCGUCAUGAAGUGUGCCUUCAGUCACAAGGGUAGUGUCCAGGUGGAUGGAAAUUACAAGACCUACAUCCAGGCCAUUGGGGACCUCAACAACCUGUUUCAUUCCCGUGUGCGGAACCUCUUUCAUCAGAAUGACACUAUCUACAAUCUGUCCUCCAAUGGCCGCUUGGCCAACCGUGCCUGUCAACUUGCUCAUGAUCACACAGAUGGAGUGAUCAAGAUGAGAAAGGAUCAGCUGCAGGAUGAGGGAGAGCUGGAGAAGGUCAAAAAGAAGAGACGUUUGGAUUUUCUGGACAUUCUCUUGUUUGCCAGGAUGGAGAAUGGGGAUAGCUUGUCUGACAAGGACCUACGUGCAGAGGUGGACACAUUCAUGUUUGAGGGCCAUGACACCACAGCCAGUGGAGUCUCAUGGAUCUUCUAUGCUCUGGCCACACACCCUGAACACCAGCAGAGAUGCAGGGAGGAAGUUCAGAGCCUCCUAGGGGAUGGAUCGUCCAUUACCUGGGAUGACCUGGACAAAAUGCCCUAUACCACCAUGUGCAUCAAGGAGGCCCUGAGGCUCUACCCACCUGUCCCAGGCAUUGUUAGAGAGCUCAGCAAACCUAUCACCUUCCCUGAUGGCCGCUCUUUACCCCAAGGUGUCUCAGUCACACUCUCCAUUUAUGCACUCCACCACAACCCGAAGGUGUGGCCAAACCCAGAGGUGUUUGACCCUUCCAGGUUUGCACCGGAUUCUCCCCGACACAGCCACUCAUUCCUGCCCUUCUCAGGAGGAGCAAGGAACUGCAUUGGCAAACAAUUUGCCAUGAAUGAGCUGAAAGUGGUUGUGGCCCUGACCCUGCUCCGCUUUGAGCUGCUGCCAGAUCCCACCAGGGUCCCCAUCCUCUUACCACGACUUGUGUUGAAAUCCAAGAAUGGGAUCUACCUGUAUCUCAAGAAGAUCCACUAAUUCUGUUAUUAUCUUACAGUUCUGGAUCUCAGAAGUCUGAAAUGGGUGUCACUGGCAGAAAAACAAGUUGUUGGGGUGGCGAACCUGAAGAGUCCUCUGGAGAGUCCUUCUCCCCCCAUUCAGUAUAAGUGAUCAUUCCUUGGUGCUGGACUGUCACCCCUGCUUUAAAGCCAGCAUCCUCCAAACCCCUCUCUUCUAACUUCCUUUCCUUCUGCAAAGACUCUUGUGACAUCAUCAACCUCACUAAAAAAAAAAUCCAAGAUAAUUUUCCAGCUCAGUAUGUCUUACUCAAUCCAACAUACUAAGCCUUUUUGAAUUAUGAGGAAAUAAACAUGCAUGGGCUCCAAGACGCAGGCUUGAUCAUCAUUGUGAAGCCAUUGUGAAACCUGGUAUCCCCUUUACAGGACUGUCACCUGGUCUGUUUGUCUACUUCUCUCCUGCACAGUAUCUCUCUACCUGACUGUCCUUCACACAAGUUUCUCUGUCCUCCCUCCUUUCAGCAAUAAAGUUCCCAGUGCCACA
This is a messenger RNA of Peromyscus maniculatus bairdii (prairie deer mouse), 2134 nucleotides long. Its product is annotated as cytochrome P450 4A10. Lineage: Eukaryota; Metazoa; Chordata; Mammalia; Rodentia; Cricetidae. Gene Ontology annotation, cellular component: intracellular membrane-bounded organelle. Gene Ontology annotation, molecular function: heme binding; iron ion binding; arachidonate monooxygenase activity. Gene Ontology annotation, biological process: icosanoid biosynthetic process; arachidonate metabolic process; linoleic acid metabolic process. The record is from RefSeq and is a predicted model, not a curated record.